This is a messenger RNA of Juglans regia (Persian walnut), 1876 nucleotides long. RefSeq names its product cleavage stimulating factor 64. The record is from RefSeq and is a predicted model, not a curated record. Lineage: Eukaryota; Viridiplantae; Streptophyta; Magnoliopsida; Fagales; Juglandaceae. Gene Ontology annotation, cellular component: mRNA cleavage and polyadenylation specificity factor complex. Gene Ontology annotation, molecular function: mRNA binding.
AAUCGUGAAAAAAAAAUUAGGAGACUCUCUCUCUCUCUCUGACGGUCUCACCCUGUAGGCGUCGAGCCUCGGCCCAUGAUCUUCAUCACUCUACCCAGCUUCUCUUCUUUCUGCCUUCUCAAACAUGUAAAACAGAUUUCAACCUUUUGAUUCGUAGAUAUACAGCAACUCAAAGUUAGUCUCAAACGCUGGCUGGAACUUAUACACAUUCAUGAAUAUUUGUUAGAAGCACAAGUAGUGCUAAACAAGUAGCAGUAUUAGAAGAAGAAGAAGAAGAAGAAGAAGAAGAAGCAUGCUUAGCAGGAAUAAGGUGAAGCCUUCUUCUUCUGCUGUUGAUUCAUGGCCUCUUCUCAGCAUCGUCGCGUUUUUGUAAUUGAUAGAGAAACUGGGAAACCAAAAGGUUAUGGUUUCUGUGAGUAUAAGGAUGAAGAGACGGCUUUAAGUGCGCAUUGUAAUCUUCAGGGUUAUGAGAUCAAUGGCCAGCAAUUACGGGUUGAUUUUGCUGAAAAUGACAAAGGUGCUGACAGAAAUCAGGAGCAGGUGAGAUAUUUGCCUUUCCUUCUCUUGCAUGGCCGUGGAGGACCUGGACUUGCUGCUAAUGUUGGAACUCUAGGUGGUGCUAAGGCUGGUAUACAGUCAAAUCCAAAUAGUUUGUGCAACCAUUCAGCAUCAGCCAAUGAUCCUUUAACUCUUCGUCUUGCCACAAUGUCUAGGAGUCAGCUGAAUGAAAUAUUGUCUGAGCUGAAAGUAAUGGCUACAGAAACCAAGGAACUAGCUCACCGGCUAUUGCUUGCAAGACCACAGUUGCCAAAGGCUCUUUUUCAGGCACAGAUAAUGCUAGGAAUGGUGACUCCCCAAUUGGUUGUCUCUUCAGGUCAAUCCACUCAGCCUCCAUUGCAUGAUAGCCAGCAGGGCCAGCCACCAGCAGUGCAAACUCUUCCUGGGCUACGUCCUGCAUCAAACAAGAUGCAGUCUGGGUUGAUAGCCAAAGUGCAAGAAAAUAAAGUUGCUGGAGUGCCUCAAAAUUAUUUGGUUCGCAGCCAAUUUUCUGCAUUCCCACAACCUCAAAACCAGUUUCCACAACCUACAACCAACCAUAUCGUACAGCAGGCCAUGAUUUCUGCACAGUUUACAGUCUCAGUAUUUCCUGUUGUAUUACCCCCAUCUUUGGUCAGUUUAUCCUCUAGACCACAAAUACUAGCAGCAAAUUCCUCUUCUUUGAACCAUCAUAUACAGCCCCCUUCGCUACAAUGCAGUGGACAGGUUGGGGCUGCCAGUUUAUUCUCCUUCAGGGAGCAUUUUUCAAGAUUCAUCAGAACCAACCCUCAAAAGCUGAUGAAAUUGGAUGAAAGAAGGAUCACCUCUUUCUCAGGAAGUUUGAAUGCAACCAACGUCAAUGGAUCUGGACCAUCUCAAGUUUUUGGAGCUGGCUCAUUGCCUAUGAAUCCAGUUACAAAAUCAGAAGGGAAAUAUACUGAGAAACGAAUUUACGAGUCACAGCUUCCACCUGAGGUGGAGUCUGUCUUACUGCAACAGAAGCUGACACCAGAGCAGCUGAGUUCAUUGCCUCCAGAACAGCAACGAGAAGUUAUUCGACUCCAACAGGUUCUUCGGAAAGAUCCAAUUCAGCCGUCUUAGGGGAGGGAGUGACACAUAAAUGGGUCAUCAAUGCAGCAAGCCUGUCUUGGCAGAUUGCAUGAAAGACGAGCUUGCUGUCCAUUCAAUCGAUUUCUAAUUGCCUGUAAAAUUAUUGCUCUCGAGGGAUCAUGUGUGAGCGUCCAUUCGCAUAAAGUUUAGGGGGCUGCGAUUAACAUGCCUGCAAAAGAAUAGUUAGAAGAUAAUAAAAUGUCUUGUCUAAUCUUCCUGUUGUCGUCGA